CUUUAUUUAGUAAUAUGUAAUUCAUAUAACUUGCAUGUAAUAAAAUAUAUAUAGAUAUAAGUAAAAAGUUGAAUUAUCACUUUUGUAUACAUGGACAGAAAUGAUGAAAUAAUGUUUCACAAACGUGAAAAUAAGAUAUAUAAGUGUAAUUGUAAUUGUAUUUAAUAGAUCAAUUAAAAUAGAGUUGAAUUCAUUGAACUUCCUUUCUAUAUAUUAAAAUUCCUUGAUUAUUUCCAACCAUCUUGCAAGUUUCAUGCUUCUUGACAGUGCGUUCUUUAUUGGUUAGGUUCUGAACUAAAGAUGCCUUCCGUGACAUUAAAAGACGUCGAUCAACACAGAUUCGUCAAGGCUUUUGCCGCGUUUCUCAAGAAGACCGGUAAAAUGCGAGUUCCAGAAUGGGUUGACAUCGUGAAGUCCGCACGUUUCAAGGAACUUGCUCCCUAUGAUCCUGAUUGGUACUAUAUAAGAUGUGCUGCUUUAGUACGUCACAUUUAUAUUCGUAGUCCAAUUGGUGUAGGAGCAGUGACAAAAAUCUUUGGAGGACGCAAACGUAAUGGCACUCACCCUAGUCAUUUCUGUCGUUCUGCUGGCGGUGUAGCUCGCAAAGCUCUCCAAAGCUUAGAACAACUGAAAUUGAUUGAAAAGGCUCCACUUGGUGGACGCAAGCUAACUAGCCAGGGUCGUAGAGACUUGGAUCGCAUUGCAGCACAAGUGAAAGCGAAAAGUAAAAAACAACUUAAAAUGCAAGAGACCCUCGUCCUUUAAUAUGUUUCUUUCUGUAAUAAAAAUGAAAAAUCCAUA
Osmia bicornis bicornis is the source of this 801-nucleotide messenger RNA. Its product is annotated as 40S ribosomal protein S19-like. The transcript has 3 exons. The coding region runs from base 301 to 765 and encodes 154 amino acids. Gene Ontology annotation, molecular function: structural constituent of ribosome; RNA binding. Gene Ontology annotation, biological process: translation; ribosomal small subunit assembly. The record is from RefSeq and is a predicted model, not a curated record. Gene Ontology annotation, cellular component: ribosome; cytosolic small ribosomal subunit. NCBI's taxonomy places the organism in Eukaryota, Metazoa, Arthropoda, Insecta, Hymenoptera, Megachilidae.